Rhagoletis zephyria (snowberry fruit fly) is the source of this 651-nucleotide messenger RNA. The record is from RefSeq and is a predicted model, not a curated record. Lineage: Eukaryota; Metazoa; Arthropoda; Insecta; Diptera; Tephritidae.
AUGGUCAAGCGGUCCGGUGGCUCCUCCUUCAUGGCCUCGGCCUUCGUCUUCCCCGGCGGCCAAGUGGAGCUGUCCGACUUUGACCACCGCUGGUACGGACUCUUCUCUAGGCACCUCGGCCUCUCCGAGGAGACGGUAAACAGCAGCGUCAGUGAUGAGAUUGUCGGACCGAGGCCGCCCAUUGUACGGCAGUCGAUUACACUGAGGAAGCACACCGCUGGCACUCCGGUGCUCAAUCCGGACAUUGCACUGCGCAUUGCCGCCAUACGGGAGACUUUUGAAGAAGCCGGUAAGUACUUUCGUAGCAUUCUUCUGCUCACUUCAAGCAGACAACCUCAAAACAGCAGCAACAGCCGACUGACGUCUGCCGUUGAGCUGUCGCCUUCAGAUCUGAGUGAGUGGCAACUGCGCGUCCGCAACGACUCCUCUGCCUUCCUCGAGCUGUGCGACACUCUGCAGCUGGUGCCCAACAUCUGGGCGUUGUACGAGUGGUCAGACUGGCUGACGCCGGUCAGCGUCGGCCACCGCCGCUUCGACACCAUCUUCUACGUGGCCUGUCUCGCCGGGCGGCCGGUGGUGCGCGUCGACAAUGCCGAAGUGACCAAGCCCAUUGUGAAAAUGAUUACGACUACCUGCCAAUUCAGCCCGUGA